Striga asiatica is the source of this 3205-nucleotide messenger RNA. Lineage: Eukaryota; Viridiplantae; Streptophyta; Magnoliopsida; Lamiales; Orobanchaceae. The record is from the annotation of a GenBank genome assembly.
CUUUUUUUUCUAAUCCGAACUCGGGCCCAAAUCAAAUGACCAUACUGCCACCAGACUUUAUUUUCUUCUUCCCCAAGCUCUCACAAGUCACAACCUCUCUCAAAGACUGAAUUUUCUCCACUCUCCGAAAGCCGAUCUAGAGUCGAGAUUCCUUAGACAGAAUGACGAAAAUUUCAGAAUCCUUGCCGCCAAAGGGUGGGUUUUCUUUCGAUCUUUGCAAGAGGAAUGAGAUGCUUUCGAAGAAUGGGUUGAAACAACCAUCUUAUCUGAAAACCGGGACCACUAUUGUCGGAUUAAUUUUUCAGGACGGUGUCAUUCUUGGAGCUGACACACGUGCCACUGAAGGCCCAAUUGUUGCUGAUAAGAAUUGUGAGAAGAUCCAUUACAUGGCUCCUAACAUCUACUGCUGUGGAGCCGGGACUGCUGCUGAUACGGAAGCUGUCACAGACAUGGUUAGCUCCCAGCUGAAACUGCACCGCUUUCAUACCGGUCGUGAAUCUCGGGUUGUGACUGCUCUCUCUCUUUUGAAGUCUCAUCUCUUCAGCUAUCAGGGUUAUGUAUCGGCUGCCUUGGUUCUUGGUGGGGUCGAUGUGACUGGCCCUCAUUUGCAUACCAUAUACCCCCAUGGUUCAACCGACACACUACCAUUUGCCACCAUGGGCUCUGGCUCACUUGCUGCGAUGGCUGUUUUUGAAUCGAAAUAUCGUGAAGGACUAAGUAGGGAUGAAGGAGUAAAGCUAGUAGCUGAAGCAAUAUGCUCUGGGAUAUUUAAUGACUUGGGAAGUGGAAGUAACGUAGACAUCUGUGUUAUAACAAAGGGGAAGCAAGAAUACCUGAGAAAUUAUUUGCUGCCUAACCCUCGUACAUAUGUCAGUGAGAAGGGCUACACUUUUACCAAGAAGACUGAGGUGUUGCUCACAAAGAUCACACCAUUCAAAGAGCUAGUAGAGGUGAUUGAAGGUGGAGAUGCAAUGGAAGAAUGAAGUGUCCUGAUUGAAACCCAUCAUGAUGGUUCACAUAAACAUUUGUGGUUUUGCUCAUUUGAUUUGUUGGAUGAACUAUUUGACAUUAUGAGUGCUGAAGAUCUGUCUCGGUCAAAACUUUGUAUCCAUGUUGCAGCAUAUUAGAGAUUAUAAUACUUAUCUAAACUUGUCUUUUUAUUAAUUUAAUCAACUUCACCGUCAUCAUUGUUAUUAUAAUCUGUUACAAUGUAAAAUGGUGCUGGCUGUGAGUCCUAUCAAGUACCAUUGGUCUCACGCAGUGUUGCCCAUGUGAAUGAAAUUUGACAAAUUUUUGAGUUGGUGAAACAUGCAAAAGAUUAUGAACCUAUUAAUAGUAGGCAAAAGAAAUUAAAUUGUAAGUGUAGAAUAUAACAAAUAGCUAGAAAUUGGUGUUGCAUUACAAGACAUGCCUAUAGAUGUUUCAUCAGCUUAUGGUGAACCAUUUACUCUCCUUCGUGUAGUAUAUAUCCACAUCAUGUCUAAAAUAUAUCCACAUCAUGUCUAAAAGCUUUGCGAAUAUUUAGAUCCACUCUAUAAGAACAUAGAACCACCCAGGAAUUUUUUUGUGAUAUCUUUCACAAUUGACUUGAGCUUGGGGUAGUUUUUGUCAUGACUUUCAUAUCUGGUGCUGUCAAUAAUUUUGAACCACUGGCUUUCCGGGUCGCACUUGCUUUCUUUGUCCAAGCAUUUGCAGUCAUUUGUGAUGAUGUUGUUGUCCGAGUUUAUAUCCAAACAUAGAGUGGUACCAUCUUGGAGUUUCGAAGAUAGGUGCAUCUUAGAGUUGGAAAUAGCUUCCCAUUUAGAAUCAUCUUCGUUGCAGAAUAUGCCCAGUGUUGCGAGGUGCCCUAAGCCCUCUGCUUGUAGACAGAAAUAUGUUCCCAUUAUAGUUAAUGUUUGUUGGGGAGUAUACUUCCACUGUUGAGCUUUGGGGCAAGGACCUAAAACCAGCUUAGGUGGGUAAAAGUAAAAGAAAUUAGUCUGCACACAAAGGCCAGUCAUAGGAUGGAAAAGUAGUUUGUGUGGAUGUGCUUCUGCGUAACCCGGUACCUGUAAAUGUAUACUGGAGAGCUGAUAUCUUGUGCAGCAUAGUUUGAUUUCUGAUGUCACACCAAUUCCAGUUGAGAACUCCAUAAGUCUCAUCAUGCCCAACAACUCCUUCCCUUAUAUAAUAACUACCCGUAAGGGCCCACAAUGCCCAGUCUAUGUCGAGCUCGGCUGCCCAUCCCAUUAGACAGUGCAAGAACCUAUUGUCGUUGACAUUAGUGCCCCUCAUAUCGAAACCAAACUCGCUCAUGAACAAGGGGUACCCUUGGUCUAACAAGAAACCCACUUUCUUCUUUAUGUCCGCCAUUUUCUCUCCACACACUUGAUUCAAGUUGCCCGACUUCCAUGCUUGUCCAUCUGAGAAACCAUACCAGUGCAUCUCAAAUGCUAACUUGUUUGAGAAACUUAAGUUCACUGGUUUAGCGGCUAGGAAAGAGAGAUCCAAGUCAAAAUUUAGGCCGGAGAGGAUGACGAUGACGUUAGGGUUAGCUGCGUGAACUGCUUCUGCUCCACGCGUCAUGUGUUUGUACCAAUCGUUUACGUUUUGUCGAGGCCCUCGGAGUUCAUUUCUCAAGCUCAUGGCGACUACAUUGUUUGUGUCCUUGAAAGUGGUGGCAACCUUGGUUAGGCCCUCUAACCACAGGUCAGGGUCAAAAUACUUGUCCCCAAAGAACCCAUUCUCAUCAAAGCUGCUGCAACACCAACCAAGGAUGCUUAUAUGGUUGUCAAGUAUGAUCAGCACAUUGUUCUUUGCAAGACUAGCCACUACCGCCUGGUAAGCGUCGAGUAGGGAGAGAUCAAUAAUGGCGGGAUUGUUGGUCUGAAAACCGGCGAUGGACUCGAAAAGUCCGAGGUUUGUGAAAGAGCGUCUGACAGUGGUGGCAGCCAAAGUGUCGUUGGUGAACAAGAAGAGCGGCCACGUGAACCUUACGCAGUUGAAGCCCAUAUCCGCGAUUCCCUUUGAAAUCGUAUCUACCGGCCGCUUGCUCAGCCCCUCGGCCACACCCGCCUCCAAAUGGGACGGCCAAUUAACACACGACAGCUUCACGCGCUUCCCCGAAUCGUCCACUAUCCACCGAGACUCCGUGUGGAGCGCUUCUGUGCCCACUAUACCACACACAAAUAAGCAUAACAACCAAAUGGAUUUCUCCAUCUCUAUU